UGUUUACUUCCGGUUUGAGUGUGCUAGUUCCUGUGGACCACUACAAGCCUAAAGCAGGGUCCACUCCUUCCAUAGCAAGUCGGUAACAGGUUUUUUUUUUUGUCCAGUCUUAUCUUUGAAAUGUUGAAUAUCUUAGCAUGAGAGACAGCAUCUCUUUUUUGAUACAGUUUGAGAAAAAGCGAAGUUGGAAAAUAGCUAAGUUUGGCUAAUGUUAGCUCAAAUUCAAAACGUAAAGACGACUUCAGGAUUGCAUUCCUCUUUUAUACUAUUAUAUUUUGAGAAUUUAUACCGUUAUCUAUUUAACCGCUGCAUCCACUACAGUUGCUACCGAGUACUGUGUGCUUUUUCUCGCGUCAGUUUUCGCUAGCCUUGUCAACCAGCCAGCUGCUAACAGUUCCUGGUCUCCAAGGCAACAAUGAACAUCCUCCCGAAGAAGAGCUGGCAUGUCCGCAACAAGGACAACAUCGCGCGCGUGAGGAAGGACGAAGCCCAGGCAGCAGAGGAGGAGCGCGAGGCCAAGCGGCGCGUGGAGCGUGCCGAGCAAGAGGCACGUACCGAGUAUCUGAGAAGGAAAGCUCGGGCUGCUCUCCAGUCAGCUGGAGCAAAGGGAGACGAUGAUGGAGAACAAAGCGGAGCAAGUCUGGAGCAUCUCAAUCUAUUUCCUCUGGAAGAUUCCUCAGAGAAGAAGGGAAAUGAGGAGUAUCUAAGAGAGAAGAAGGAAGAAAAGGAGAAGCAGGAACGAGCUAUCGGCUUACUUGUGUCUUUGGGGCCACAGCCGGGGUCAGAGGUGACUCCGUGGUACAUGAAAAGCAGCACAGAACAAGAAGAAGAGAGAAAAGAGAAAGAAAAGAGGAAGGGGAUAUCUGAAGAGGAGAAAGAGAAGAAGGAUCGUAGACUGAAGGAUAGUUUGGAUCCUUUAAAGGAUAUGAAGAAGGCAAUGGGUGUUUACGAGAGGAGAGAGCAGAAGAAAAAGGAAAAGAGAAACAAAGUGGAAAAGAAGAGCACGGGAGAGAGCUCCAUAGAAAGGUUACGAGCCGAGCGCUUGCAAAGGGAGGUAGAAGAAAGAAGGAGAGCCCAGGCUCUCCUUGACCAGAGGAGCGGUAAAAGGAAGGGGGCACACAGAGAAAUGGACGAGAGGGAGAGACCCUACAACAGCGCCUUCUUUCCAGAACUUGCUCGAAAGCGGCAAAGGCGGGACCGGGAGAGCUGGAGGGAUGAAAUUCUGAAAUCUUGAAAUGUUUUACGUGUUUAAAAACGGAGAUUAGCAUAAGGAGGGCUGAACGUACUGUGAAACUGUUUUUUUUAAUUUUCAAAACAAACUAAUCACAUUGAAGAUACAAGUUUAUUUGUUUUUUUGUUCCUUCACACAUAAAUGGACAAUGGAGGUCAUGUUCAGCUGCAGCUUGGUUUACCCCUGCAGCGUUUCGCUCAUGAGCACAUCAGCAGGGCAGAUGGUUGUCCACGCAGGGGGCUCAGGCUGUCAGCAACUGUUAGCUUGGCUUACACCAUCUUUAAAGAUAAUCAGUGUUAGGAAACUGCAUCAUACUGGAAAAAUAAAUCUACAGUCGGUAUCUUAACAGUUGGUUGUUAAGAGCCAGUGUUGAUUUGCCUCUAUCUUUUUGAUGUUUUCUGCCACAUAUGGCUGAAUUGGGGUUUUUGGUUAAAUUAGUCAGUUUGAAGUCAUUGCCUUGGAUUUGGAGCAGUUAUGAGUUGGCAUCUCCUGUCUUUUAUUAAAACAUUUUUAAAGACAACAUUCUUUAAAUUGUGGGAAAAAAGUAAAAAUGAUAAUCUUUCCUUUCAGGAAGUAAUAAAAACACGCCUCCGUUUUUGUUUGAUGAUGCUCUACUGGUGCUCUUAGACUGGAUGUUUGUGCAUGUUUUAUAUAUUUGUGUUACUGGUGUUUAUUCAGCAGAUAUUUCUGCCGGCCACAGCAGAAAGAGCACCGGUACAAAGGAUUACAGGCCCACUGAUGACUGUAUCUCAUUUGUGUGCCUCAGUUUUGGGCAGCCAGGAUUGUGCAUGCUGAUUCACUGUCACACUUGUACUUAGAUGCUAGGAUACAUCAAAACAAUUGUUUCGGCUCCACUACUGCCAUUCCUAUGAAUGUCUGCAGUGAAAAAUAAGCUUAUGAAAUAUAUAGAUUUACAAACAAUGAGCAACAGAGAGCUGUGUUCUACUCAUCGUGGAUCAUGGAGCUCUGCCCUCAUAAUAAAUACCACUUAGUAUGAGUGUUUAUGUUUUAUCAGGCCAUUAAUUGAAACACAUGUUGAAUAAAAAAAUGUUUGACAAUAAAGCGUAAUGCUCAAACUGGG
Molecule: messenger RNA, 2312 nt
Organism: Girardinichthys multiradiatus
Lineage: Eukaryota; Metazoa; Chordata; Actinopteri; Cyprinodontiformes; Goodeidae
Gene: leng1
Product: leukocyte receptor cluster (LRC) member 1
Exons: 4
Coding region: 416-1234 (272 amino acids)
Source: RefSeq, a predicted model, not a curated record